Hippopotamus amphibius kiboko is the source of this 1999-nucleotide messenger RNA. Its product is annotated as cytochrome P450 1A2. Gene Ontology annotation, molecular function: heme binding; steroid 17-alpha-monooxygenase activity; oxidoreductase activity, acting on paired donors, with incorporation or reduction of molecular oxygen, reduced flavin or flavoprotein as one donor, and incorporation of one atom of oxygen. The transcript is spliced from 7 exons. The coding region runs from base 88 to 1638 and encodes 516 amino acids. Gene Ontology annotation, biological process: hormone biosynthetic process; progesterone metabolic process. NCBI's taxonomy places the organism in Eukaryota, Metazoa, Chordata, Mammalia, Artiodactyla, Hippopotamidae. The record is from RefSeq and is a predicted model, not a curated record.
AAAGGGCCCCUCAACUGGAGCCAGAAGCUCUGUAUCAGCCCCCACAAUCCUGCUGAUCUCAAGCACCUGCCUCUACAGUUGGUACACAUGGCAUUGUCCCAGGCCAUUCCCUUCUCAGCCACGGAGCUCCUCCUGGCCUCUGCCAUCUUCUGCCUGGUACUCUGGGUGGUCAGGGCCUGGCAGCCUCGGGUCCCUAAAGGCCUGAAGAGUCCACCAGGGCCCUGGGGCUGGCCCCUGCUCGGGCAUGUGCUGACCUUGGGGAAGAGCCCCCACCUGGCCCUGUCGCGCCUGAGCCAGCGCUACGGAGAUGUGCUGCACAUCCGCAUUGGCUGCACACCCGUGCUGGUGCUCAGCGGCCUGGACACCAUCCGGCAGGCCCUGGUGCGGCAGGGCGAGGAUUUCAAGGGCCGGCCCGACCUCUACAGCUUCAGCCUCAUCACUGAUGGCCAGAGCCUGACCUUCAGCCCAGACUCUGGACCCGUGUGGGCCGCUCGACGACGCCUGGCCCAGAAUGCCCUGAAGAGUUUCUCCAUUGCCUCAGACCCGACUUCCUCAUCCUCCUGUUACCUGGAGGAGCACGUGAGCAAGGAGGCCGAGGCCCUCCUUGGCAAGUUCCUAGAGCUGAUGGCAGGGCCUGGGCGCUUCGACCCCUAUGACCAUAUGGUGGCGUCGGUGGCCAGCGUCAUUGGUACCAUAUGCUUUGGGCAGCACUUCCCCAAGAGAAGCGAGGAGAUGCUCAACCUCGUGGAGAACACCCAGGAUUUCGUGGAGACUGCCUCCUCCGGGAACCCUGUGGACUUCUUUCCCAUCCUUAAAUAUCUGCCCAACCCUACUCUGCAAAGGUUCAAGAGCUUCAACCAGAGGUUCCAGCAGUUCCUGCGGAAAACGGUCCAGGAGCACUAUCAGGACUUUGACAAGAACAGCAUCCAGGACAUCGUAGGCGCCCUGUUCAAGCACAGCGAGGAUAACUCCAGAGCCAGUGGUGGCCUCAUCCCUGAGGAGAAGAUUGUCAACCUUGUCAACGACAUCUUUGGGGCCGGGUUUGACACGAUCACAACAGCCCUCUCCUGGAGCCUUAUGUACCUUGUGACAAAUCCUGAGAUACAGAGGAAGAUCCAGAAGGAGAUGGACACAGUGAUUGGCAGGGCGCGGCGGCCCCAGCUCUCCGACAGACCCCAGCUGCCCUAUUUGGAGGCCUUCAUCUUGGAGACCUUCCGACACUCCUCCUUUGUCCCCUUCACCAUCCCCCACAGCACAACCAGGGACACGACACUGAAUGGCUUCUACAUCCCCAAGGAACGCUGUGUCUUCAUAAACCAGUGGCAAGUCAAUCACGACCCGAAGCUGUGGGGGGACCCAUUUGAGUUCCGGCCGGAGAGAUUCCUCACUGCCGAUGGCACCACCAUCAGCAAGACCUUGAAUGAGAAAGUGAUGCUCUUCAGCAUGGGCAGGCGCCGGUGCAUAGGGGAGAUCCUGGCCAAGUCGGAGAUCUUCCUCUUCCUGGCCAUCUUGCUGCAGCGGCUGGAGUUCAGCGUGCCACCAGGUGUGAAGGUGGACCUAACCCCCAUCUACGGGCUGACCAUGAAGCACGCCCGCUGCAAGCAUGUCCAGGCACGGCUGCGCUUCCCCAUCAAGUGAAGAAGUCACCAGCAUGCUGAGGCAGAGGGAAGGGUGGAGGUUACUGAGGAAACUUUGUUUCUUUUCUUUCCUUUUUUAACUAACAGCUUUAUAGAGAUAUAAUUCACGAACCGUAUAAUUCACUUCCUGAAAGUAUACAAUCCAAUGACUUUAAGUAUAUGCACAGAGUUGAGCUGCCUUACCACAAUCAAUCUUAGAAACUUCUUAUCACCCAAAAAAGAAACCCAUACCCAUUAGCAGUCACUCCCCAUUUCCCCCUAACCCACCUUCCCUACCCCUCUCGCCUUAGAUAAUUAUUAAUCUACUUUCUGUCUGCACAGAUUUGCCUAUUCUGGACACUUCGUAUAAAUUCAAUUAUACA